This is a messenger RNA of Megalobrama amblycephala (Wuchang bream), 1363 nucleotides long. RefSeq names its product GDP-D-glucose phosphorylase 1 (gene gdpgp1). Gene Ontology annotation, cellular component: cytoplasm. Gene Ontology annotation, biological process: glucose metabolic process. The record is from RefSeq and is a predicted model, not a curated record. The coding region runs from base 109 to 1155 and encodes 348 amino acids. Lineage: Eukaryota; Metazoa; Chordata; Actinopteri; Cypriniformes; Xenocyprididae. Gene Ontology annotation, molecular function: GDP-D-glucose phosphorylase activity. The transcript has a single exon.
GUCUUGACAAAUCAGAGGCGUUCAAAACGUGCACGAGUUGAGUUGUCAUUCUUGCAACCGUUGGCGUUUUUGGAAAGGAAAAGAGUUAUAAAUGUAUGUAAUGUAACUAUGGAUGAUUGUGCCGUUUUCACCUACACUACCAAGGACUUUAUAAAUGAUGUUUGUUCCGGAAAUCAGAACCGGUCCAGAUUUGACAUCGCGCUGCGGUCCGGUUGGACUGAGAGGAAGAACGCCGGGCUGUUCAGGUACCAGCUGGACGAUCUGGAGACGCGGAUCCUCCCCGGUCCCUGUGGAUACAUCGCUCAGCUGAACAUCAUGAGAGGCAUCGAGAGGCGAAAACCUCAGGAGAUCCUGAGCGUCCGGCAGAACUUUGACCCAAAGCAGUUCAAUUUCAACAAAAUCAACCCAAAAGAGCUGCUCUUUGAAUUACAGUGUGAAGGGGGGUGCCAUCAGAAUGGUUCAAAACGAAGGUGCAAAGUGAUAAUAAACGUGAGUCCGCUGGAAUUCGGUCACUGUCUGCUCGUACCUGAACCGGACCGGUGUCACCCACAGAUACUGACCCCUUUGGCCGUCCAAAUGGGGAUAGAAACGGUCCUGCUGAGCGCUGAUCCAGGAUUCAGGGUUGGCUUCAACAGCCUGGGUGGGUUUGCCUCAGUUAACCAUCUCCAUCUUCAUGGCUACUACCUAAACCACCAAAUGAGGAUUGAGACCUCCCCAGCAGAGCUCAUCCUGCCUAAAAAACACUUGUAUCUCCUCCUGGGCUUCCCAGCAGGCUUUCUUUUCUACACCCAGGGUCCAAACCUGGAUUCGACCGUCAAUGGGGUGUGCAGUCUCACUGAUAUUCUGGUUGACAGGAACAUCGCACACAACCUCUUCAUCACCCGAGGUUGUCCUCCGCAGAGGGAGCGUGACCCGUCUUCAUCCCGAAUCGGGGUGAGGGUUAUCGUAUGGCCCCGGUUGUCCUGUUUUGGGGCCAAAGAGGAGUCUGCCUUCAAUGUGGCCCUGUGUGAGCUCGCCGGUCACCUUCCCUUCAAAAACAGAGAAGACUAUGAGACAGCCAGUGAGGACGCAGUGCAGGACAUCGUUCGGAAAUAUUUGCUGCCCCAAGAAGAGUUCAGUGAACUGCAAAAGCAUGUCAUGAAAUGUUUAUUAUAGAUGGCACGUGUCAAAAUGUCCUGUAUUAAAAUUUCAGGGAAUAUAGAAUAAAUAUUUUCUGUAUUAAAUAUCAGAUUUUAUUAACACAUAUGUUUCAUUCUGUCACUUGAAGUUGCAUAUGAAGUGCUGCUAAGUUAUGUAGUGUUAUUAUGUGUCGUGGAAACAGUGAUGUUUGUGUAUGUAUAUAAUAAAAAUAUGUCUGUUUGAA